Paraglomus occultum is the source of this 381-nucleotide messenger RNA. NCBI's taxonomy places the organism in Eukaryota, Fungi, Glomeromycota, Glomeromycetes, Paraglomerales, Paraglomeraceae. The record is from the annotation of a GenBank genome assembly.
AUGGAAUCCGCAAAGCGGAUCGUUCGAAUUAUUAUGCGUAUUCUUCAAGAGCAAAUUCAUGGUCUGAAAGACAGCAGUGACAUCAUUGCUGACAACGAACAUCGUUGCCGUGCACGAUAUCAACGCGACUGUUGCCAUAUAAACAACGAUAUUUCCCAAAAAUAUCCUCUAAACUCUGCAUCGCAUCUUCAUAUCUUCAUGCCUAACUCUGAAGCGCAAUUAAAACGAGCGAUGUCUAGCAUCAAAAAGACAUGUAAUGCGUUCAAGUUGAAAGGAGAUUUGGCAUUAGCCAACGGCGUGAUCGUCUACAGACUUACAGACGACGGUUGGAAAUCUCGUAGCUUAAAUGUGUGGCACGAAAAAGAUCCAGUUCUACCUUAG